AGCCCGUGGUAGUUACAAAUCAAAACCACCAUCAAACGACAGGCAUCGUACUGGUUUGUUCCUCAAGUUUUCUUGAAAUGUCAACUGACUUGAAUGCAUUGUAAAUGCACUUUCUUCCUAAAACUCUUACCGAAUGAUGAACCCAGUAACAAGAAUCGAAUGUAUGUUUUUAUUUAAUAGUUGUAAAGUAAUUUUACGGUACAUGCAUAUGCAUUAUUUAAUUAAUUGAAGCUGGAAUGUGGUUCAAUUCCUAAGUAUAUACAUGUAGCAUAUAUAUUAAUUAAAUAGUAUUUUUGUCUAAAUCAGUCCUGCAGAAGCAACGGAAGCAAGACGGCACAUCAUUAAAUAAUGCACCAAAACCGUCGGUGGUAUUUACCAGUGAACAUCGUUUUGGAAAAGCAAGCACUCUGAAGACAAAACAAAUAAAGAAAGACAUAAUUGCUGCCAUUGAAAUUGGAUACACCCAUUCAGGAUAUGUCUUUUGUUUGGGUAAAAAGUAUGCUCUGGAGGGAGAAGGUCUUUAUUGUCCAAACUGGGAAGCAAAAACCAAUGGGGUAGUUACCUUUAAAACUUCAACGGCGAUUUUGUUCCGACCUGAUAAAUCUAUCCAUAGUAUAGGUUACGAAGCAGAGGAACAUGUCAGCAGAAUUAAAGGUGAAUCAGAUUCUGGAAAAUGGUUCUUUUUUAAAAACUUCAUGAUGGAGUUUAACAAUCUUAAGGGUGCAGCUGUUGAAGAUUUCAAGAUAAAAGAUUUCUGCAAAAAUAAUGUUACAAUGAAAGCGGUCGAUGUAAUAUCUAGCUUUAUUAGUCAAAUGAAAGACAAACUGAUAAAUGAAUUAUCAAGACAGCAAUUGAGGUAUAAAGACAAUGAUAUACAGUGGAUGUUAACAACACAGGGGAAUUUGGAACCCUCACAACUCCAACUUAUGAACACCGCCGUUAUAAAGGCUGGUAUCAAACAUGAUCAGUUAACUCUUGUACAGGGACCCAAAGCCGAACUUAUGUAUCAUCGAACAUUUACAAGUUCACCAUCUACAUUUGGUGAAGAACAGAUUGCACCACUUCCAAAAAACUACAGAUCGAUAUUAAUACAUUUAGGAGGUGUAGCAAUUAAUUUGACUGUGGUAGAAGUAAAUGAGAACAAAACAAAAUUCCUUGAGACAAUUUUCAAUACAAGGGAAAGUGCAAAACAAGAGUUCCUAAGAUUCCUAACGCGAUUAUUUGGAGGGGACGUUUUGACGUAUUUAAGAGAGUAUCAUCCAUUGGACUAUUCUGAACUUCUACAUAAUUUUGAAAAGAAACUGAAAUAUUUCAAGUCAGAUAAAAUAGUAACUGUUCGUGUUCCUCCUAAAUGGUAUGAUGCAUAUGAAGAAUUUACAGGUGACACACUGACUAAUUCAAUAAACCAAACAACAUUCAGAGAAGCAGUGUCAUUUCAGAAUGAUAAAAUAAGGAUAAACCCAGAGUUGUUCCGCAAGUUUUACGAAGAUGCUACGGAAUGUACUGUUGAAGUGGUAGAAAAAACCUUAGCAAAGCAUUCAGCAUUAGGAAAAAAUACAUUAGAACAGCGGCCAGGAAUCGGCAUUUUAUUUAUAGCAGGUGACCAUGUAGACCAAGUGUUUGUAAGUUCAUUGAGGGCACGAUAUCCGGCUCAUAGAAUUAUUGUUUCCAAGAAUCCAGAACUUGUUGUUCUGAAAGGAGCUGUUCUGUGUGAGAUAGUAGAAUAAACGUUAACUGUAUGGAAUUAAUUAAAAAAAAUAGAUGAGCAUUGUGUUUAUUCAGUUCUUUUUCCCCUUAAAAGACGGAUAAUGACCUUUAGAGAUUGUACUUUUCGUAUCAAUUAUUUAUCAAUUUUUAAAGACCUAUUCGAAAAUUCACAUCAUAUUCUCUUUCUUUUGAAAGAUAAUCUAUUUCUAUAUCAUUGAGUAAUCUAGUAAACAUUCUAGCGUCCUCCUUUUAUAUAUUGAAUCUAUGGAAAAUGGAUAUAUUUAUAAUAUCAAAGGGGGCAACCAAAAGUAUUAUCAAUCAAAAAUGGAAAAUUACAAUCAAACUGGACACAUACUCAUAACAAACGAAGAGUAACGGCAACAUUCUCAAUUGGUACCUGGGGAAGUGUUUGAGUCAAUUUAUAAACUAUGGCAUUAAACUACUGUAACAAAUACUUCUGUUACCUGAAAUCAUGGAAACUAAUUAUAUAAAUCAAAUUUAACAUGAACAUGUUAACAAUAUUGGUAAAAUCUAAGUCUUCAGUUUAUAGAGUGAAGAAUAUAUCUAACAGGACGAAGUCCUCAUUUCAAUAGAAAACAUAAAUUAUUUUAUAGAUAUAUUUAAGGAUACGUCUUGAGUAUUUAUGUAUUUAUAUAUUAAACAGGAAAUUUUCAUCA
Mytilus californianus (California mussel) is the source of this 2384-nucleotide messenger RNA. RefSeq lists its product as uncharacterized. Bases 696 to 1727 code for a protein of 343 amino acids. The record is from RefSeq and is a predicted model, not a curated record. NCBI's taxonomy places the organism in Eukaryota, Metazoa, Mollusca, Bivalvia, Mytilida, Mytilidae. The transcript is spliced from 5 exons.